AUGUAUCGACAAGAUGUGCCUAUUACCAUGAAGGGGACGGCGUCCUCUCUUUGCAACAACCUCUCAGUCCAUGCCGUGCCCGACAAGCGACAGAUCAACUAUGCCGUUGUCCACAAGUCACUGGUCAAUCUGAUCUCUGCCACAACCGACGGAUCUUCCGUGGUCGGUCGUCAGAUUCUCUGUAAAGAACCGGCAGCCACCCAGGGAGUGCCCUUUGUCAUGCAGGUCAAGUGGGUCAUUUUACCGACCAGGUCACUGUUGGUGUUGACCACAGGGAGAGGAAUCCAGAUUUUUGAACCAGAUGGGGCUGCCAUGGUGUACUUUCAUUCACUGAGUGACUCAUUAGAUAAAAGCAACUAUGCAAAAGGUGUGGCUGGUGUGGGAGAAAAGACACUUUGUGUUGGAACUGAGACUGGAGCCAUUCUCAUGUUUGAUGUUCCAGCCAAGGGAAACAAUAUCACAUUGUUGGAUACCGUUUGUAAACAUCAAGCCCCGGUCUCAGAUCUGACCUCCGAGAAAGAUGUCCUGGCCAGUGCAGAUGACUUGGGAACUAUCAUCAUGUGGACGUUCAAUGGGAUCAAGUUGUCGCCGGUGACAAGUAUCAGAGGAACUGGGUGGCCCUGCAAUAGUUUAGCCUUGUGGAAGAGUGUGGUGAUUGCUGGGUUUGCAUCUGGCCAUCUGCGUGUCUACAACGCCAACUCUGGCAUCUGUGGGGCCGAGGUCUUAGCACAUGCUCGCACAAUCAAUGCUGUUGAUGUUUCCAGAGACAAUGGAAUGGUAUUAUCUGUGAGUGAUGACACAUUCUUCAGGGUGUGGCAUCUCAAAGCCUUGAAUGUCCCUCAGAUUGAGUUCUGCCACGGGGAGACUGUGAAGAAUAGCCAACUUGUUGGAGGCCGUUUUGUGGAUGGACAAGGGAGAGCACUCUGUGUAACCGGCUAUGAUAGCAGUGAAAUUACUUUCUUCGUCAGAGUAUAA
Molecule: messenger RNA, 975 nt
Organism: Candidula unifasciata
Lineage: Eukaryota; Metazoa; Mollusca; Gastropoda; Stylommatophora; Geomitridae
Source: the annotation of a GenBank genome assembly